Molecule: messenger RNA, 387 nt
Organism: Geosmithia morbida
Lineage: Eukaryota; Fungi; Ascomycota; Sordariomycetes; Hypocreales; Bionectriaceae
Product: Fungal protein of unknown function (DUF2015)
Exons: 1
Coding region: 1-387 (128 amino acids)
Source: RefSeq, a predicted model, not a curated record
AUGGAAUAUUUCCUCUACUCCGUAACCCUCUUCUUCACCGUCGUCGUCCUGGUCCUUUUUUUCACCCGUGCCCACUGGCGCCAGCACGUCCCCGAGAUCCACGUCCCCGGAGCAGGCUACAUCUAUUCGCGACUGCCCGGCAGCUUCGCCGGUGACAUGGAGGCUGGCCUGUCCAGCAGCACCUUUGAUCUGACUGCCAAUGUCGAGGACGGCGACAGUCGCGCGGGUCUCGACGACGCGAGCAAGGCUGAGAUCCUGAAGAUUAUGAAGAAGAGGCGUCUCCCUUUUGACCAGGCUAGGAAGGCUUAUAUGGAGAGCCGGUUUAAGGCCAACGGUAUCGGGGCUGAUGGGCGUCCGCGGGACCCCAAGUUUGUCAGUUUUUCUUAA